UAGUAGAGUUGGGAUUGCAAAGGAAGUCCUUACUGACCAGGGAACCUGUUUCAUGUCUCGGGUGAUGAAGGAGAUGUGUAAACUGCUGAAGGUGAGCCAAAUACGAACCUCUGUCUACCACCCACAGACGGACGGCCUGGUAGAACGUUUCAAUAAAACCUUAAAACAAAUGCUAAGGAAGGCUAUUGACGUGGAGGGGAAAAACUGGGACCAACUAAUCCCCUUUGUCUUGUUCUCAAUCCGCGAAGUGCCCCAGGCGUCCACAGGGUUCUCACCAUUUGAGCUGCUGUAUGGACGGAGACCCAGGGGCAUGCUGGACCUGGCCAAAGAAGCAUGGGAGCAACAGCCAUCAGCCCAUCGCUCCGCCAUAGAGUAUGUCGACCAGAUGCAGGACAGGAUGGCUAAGGUAUGGCCCCUGGUGCGGGAGCAUAUGCAACAAGCCCAACACGCCCAAGCCAGAAUCUAUAACCGUAGAGCUCAGCUACGGGAGUUCCAGCCGGGAGAGUUUGUCUUGGUCCUGAUUCCAACGGUGGAAUGCAAAUUCCUGGCAAAGUGGCAUGGACCCUAUGAGGUGAUCGAAAGGGUGGGGGAAGUGAAUUAUAAGGUAAGACAACCGGGAAGGAGGAAAAUCUGCCAAAUAUAUCACAUUAAUCUGUUGAAGAGAUGGCACGCCCCUGACAGUGUUCCGAUGGCCGCACUAACCACCGAAACCCAAGAUCGUGUCCCCUCACAGGUACCUCUGGGCCCCCAUCUGAGUCCGACCCACCGGCAAGACAUGGUGGAACUAACUGGGCAGUUCAAAGAUGUUUUUUCAGACAUGCCGGGAAGGACCACGGUGAUUAACCACGACAUCAUCACCGAACCUGGGAAAAAGGUGAGGCUCCGACCCUACCGCAUACCAGAGGCAAAAAGGGAGACCAUCAAAGAAGAGGUUCCCCUCACAGAAACCGCCAAAGAGAAGACAGCGUUUGCUACCCCAGAAGGCCUGUACCACUAUAGAGUCCUGCCCUUCGGAGUCCACGGAGCGCCAGCUACGUUCCAAAGAAUGAUGGACCAGGUGCUCCGACCUCAUCGGGAGUAUGCAGCGGCCUACCUAGAUGAUCAGGUCAUACACAGCCCCGACUGGACCACCCAUGUAGGCCACCUGAAAGCUGUCCUGGGAAGCCUACGGAGAGCUGGCCUGACCGCCAACCCAAAAAAGUGCCACCUUGGCCUGGAGGAGGCGGAAUACCUCGGCUACACCAUUGGGAGAGGCAGUGUGAGACCCCAAUCCCGGAAAGUGGAGGCCAUUGCCACCUGGCCUAAGCCAGCCACGAAGCGCCCCUUUACACGAGAUGACGAAAAACAGCCACCCACACCAGGUCCUCUGGAGCACCGAAGCUGAGGCAGCCUUUACAACCCUUCGGAGGGCC
Molecule: messenger RNA, 1412 nt
Organism: Gasterosteus aculeatus aculeatus (three-spined stickleback)
Lineage: Eukaryota; Metazoa; Chordata; Actinopteri; Perciformes; Gasterosteidae
Source: RefSeq, a predicted model, not a curated record